Molecule: messenger RNA, 882 nt
Organism: Suillus paluster
Lineage: Eukaryota; Fungi; Basidiomycota; Agaricomycetes; Boletales; Suillaceae
Exons: 4
Coding region: 133-558 (141 amino acids)
Source: RefSeq, a predicted model, not a curated record
GAAUUUGUAUGACAUGUAGAAUGUUCCCUUUGUUCCCUUGUCCGCUUUGUUGCCAUGUACAUUAUCUUGUAAACUCUAUAAAGUCUGUUCUUCCCGUUGUUGUCUUUCCCCACAUUCUUUCGUUCAUCCACAAUGCGCUUCUCCUUCGUCGUCGUCGCUCUUUCAGCCGCUUUCUCUACCGCGUAUGCGGCAAUGAUUGCUCGUCAAAACAGCCUUCCUAACUGCGCUGUUCCGUGUCUGGCUAAUGCUGACUACGGCAACUGUUCUUCCACCGACGACAGCUGUCUUUGCCAUAGCACGGCUUUCAUUAACAGCACCACGACCUGUAUUCAGGCGUCGUGUACCGGCUCUGACCUCACAAAUGCCGAAGCGUCUUCCCAAGAACUCUGUGCCGCAGUGGGUGUGACUUUGUCUACUUCCGCCACGGCUACCUCAUCAUCCAAAGCUACCACCACGGCCACCUCCACGCCCUCAUCUUCGUCCAACGCUGCGUCAUCGAAUACCAUUAAUGUGCUCACUGGUGCAGCGGCCUUUGCCCUCCUGGCAGCAUCACUAUAAACGGUUGCAGGAAUUACCAGUCCAUCUUGUUAUUUAUUCUUUCGCAUUCUUUGCGCACUGGACUUUAGAAUCACUGUUGCGACGUUUCGAAGGUUGAGCAUUAACACACGCUUACCUGAUUUAUUUCAUUCGUUAUCUUGCAUAUGGUGUUCCCCGACUCGAAAGAGGAGGGACUUAUGGGGUUAUGUAGCAAUCUAUGUAGUUGAACUGCGUCUUCAAUAUACAUGGACGGCACGUUAGGUGACUUAUUUGAAUUUGUGUGUACAAGCGCCCAUCAUCUUACUCGCCUCCGACGGGCCGACGCAAUUUGAAGUUGAACUUGCG